GUGUAGUAAUCGGACGCCGACCGCAGUUGUCGUCGACUAGUACCAAUCGCUUCGUCUCACUCGCUCUCCGCAGAUUGCGCCGUAGUAUUUUUAUAAUAUCACAGCAUUGUAAUUAUAUACGUUUAUAUAUUUAAAACCGUCCACCAUAGUAUCUCGACGGCAUGCGGCUCCGUCGCCAGCACGUUACACGCUGCGGCCGCUCCAACUGACAGUCGGUUUGAGUCGUCCGUCAAACCGACCACUGCCGUCCCGCCGCUGUUGAUACCCUUGCGCCGGUACAAGUGCGGUUCAUAAUUUUUUUUGUUAAAAUUUUUGAUAUGAAAAAAAAGUGAUCGGUUUAUUAUUUCGAUUCUAUUAGAGAAAAUUGUGUAUUUUUUAAUAAUUUUCCGAAGUGUGCUCGUCUAUACUCGACAAAAGUUCCAGUUUUUUGAGGCCAAGACUUUUAGAUUUUAUAUAAGUAAUGUGGAAUAAUACGAAAAAACUAAAACUUCUACUAUGGAAGAAUUUAUUGAUUCAAAAAAGACACCCGAUCCAAUCAAUUAUCGAAGUAUUAAUGCCUGCUAUUAUGGCAUGUAUACUGGUAAUGUUUAGAUCUUGGGUACAACCCAUAGAAUUCAACGAACCUACUAAAUUCCCACCAUUUCCGAUAAUACAACCUCCAGUGCUUUACAUGAAAAAUUACACUUUAGCGUGGGGUCCAUAUCAUCCAAAAUUAAAUGACAUAAUGGUAGCAGCUUUUAAUGAUUUUCCAAAUUUAAAGCUGAGAAGUUUCAAGUAUGUAGACUACAUGGAGAAGAAUUUAAACAAAAAUAAUGCAAUGAAAUAUUACUUGGCUGGAGUACGAUUCGAUAACGUUUCUCCUAAUAACACAGAAUUACCUAAAAAUAUAGCCGUUAAAUUUAGAUUUCCUUGUCAUUUGAGAGCAACAAACAAAAGUUACAUGAGUUUUGAUACGGUAGAAGCUAACUGGAGAACUUAUCUAAUAUUUCCUUUAUAUCAAACUUUUGGACCUAGACACAAAGAAAAAGAUGAUGGAGGUGAACCUGGUUACAGUUCUGAAUCGUUUUUGUACCUACAAAAUCGGAUCUCCAGAGAAAUUGUUCGUUAUUGGACUCCAAAUGCAAUAUUUCCAGAAGUAAUUAUGCAAAGGUUUCCAUAUCCAAAAUAUAUUGAAGAUCCUUUGCUUCCUGCUCUUACAUCUUUUGUAUCAACUGUUGUGUUGCUUAGCUAUGUGUAUACUGCAAUUAAUACUAUAAAAGUAAUUGCUGCUGAAAAAGAAUCAAAAAUGAAGGAGGCCAUGAUGCUCAUGGGCUUGGAUAAUUGGUUACAUGCAAUGGCUUGGUAUUUGAAAAGUUUUAUCAUUUGGAUUAUACCUCUUCUUAUUUUAGUAUUCUUUAUUACAUUUGAAUGGCCUACGGGUGCAGUAUUCCAAUAUUCUGAUCCGUUUGUACUCAUGGCCAUUUUAACAUUGUACGUUACUUCGGGUAUUUCAUAUUGUUUUUUGAUAGCAACACUCUUCAAAAAAGCUAAUACAGCAGCUACUGUUGGUGGCGUUCUCUGGUUUGGUUCUUAUGCACCAUUUAUGAUCUUCCAGCCAAAAUAUUCGUCAAUGACCAACAGAGAAAUUUUAGUAUCUACAUUAUUACCGAAUACUGCAUUAGGAUAUAUUUUUCAAAGUUUAAUAAUGUUUGAAGGAAUUGGAAAAGGUCUAACAUGGGAUAAUAUUUCCAUAACAGUUUCCCCGGAUGACAAACUAAGUAUAGCUGAUAUUAUGUGCAUGUUAGCUUUGGAUACUGUUAUGUUUUUGGUUGUCGCUAUUUAUCUAGAAACAGCGUUUCCAAAAAAUUGCGGUUUUCGACCUCCGUGGUAUUUCCCAAUUAUGCCUUCAUUUUGGUUUGGCCAAAAAGUCUCUUCAAAUGCUACAAUCUCAGAAAAAUCCGGUAUACAAAUUAAUUCACUUACUAAAUGGUUCAGCCAUGGAAAACCGGUAGUUAACAAUCUAACAUUAGAUAUGUAUCCAAACCAAAUUACUGUUUUGUUGGGUCACAAUGGAGCUGGAAAAUCAACUACUAUGUCUAUGUUAACUGGGUUAUUAAGACCAUCUGCUGGUUCAGCUUUAAUUGAAGGAUAUGAUAUUAACACUCAAAUGAAAAAAAUUCGUAAUUCUCUUGGAUUAUGUCCUCAGUACAAUGUACUUAUACCAGAUUUGACUGUCAAAGAACAUUUGUUAUUCUUUGGAGUGCUUAAGAAUUUAGAUAGUGAGAUGCUUAAAGAUGAAGUUGCUAAGUACACUGAAAAAUUUGAGCUGGAACCUAUGUUAAAUACAAAGUCUAAGCAUCUUAGCGGAGGAAUGAAAAGAAAACUUUCAGUGGCUGUAGCAUUAAUUGGAAAAUCUAAAGUAGUUUUAAUGGAUGAACCAACUUCGGGCAUGGACCCUGCAGCUAGAAGAACGUUAUGGAACAUUUUACAGUCAGAACGUGAAGGACGAACAAUGGUAAUGACAACACAUUUAAUGGACGAAGCAGAUCUCUUAGGCGAUCGGGUAGCUAUCAUGAAAGCUGGGAAACUUUGUUGUGUUGGCACUCCAUUUUCAUUAAAAAAAGAAUAUGGUGGUGGUUAUACGCUAACACUUGUCAAAGAUACAGUAAAAUGUAGUGUUUCUAAAUUGACAAAUUUCAUUCGAAAGUUUUAUCCUCAUAAUGUACCCAGCAGCAUAACAAUUAUGGAAGUCGUAUAUAAACUUGAAGAUUCAUCUUUCUUACCCGAACUUCUUAAUUCUUUAGAACAAAAUAAAUCAUCAUUAGGUAUAAAAGAGUACGGUAUUACGCUAACGUCAUUACAGGAUGUCUUUAUGAGAGUUGGUCAAGAUGAAAACAAAAAGCUAUCAGAUUUCCAAAUAAAUUCAAUGAAACAUAAAUCAAUCGAUUCAAAAAGCCGAUUUGAUCAUUUUUUUUAUGAUUCGGGAAGUGAUUUAACUGAUAUGAAAUCACAGAGGGCAACUGGUUGGAAACUAUUUAUAAUUCAAGCUGGAGCUAUUAUGGAAAAGAAAUGCUUACAAUCUUAUCGUUCAUUAGUAUUACAUUCCCUUCAAAUUGGCUUAACCGUAUUCUUCAUAUGCUUAGCAUUUUUGGUAGUUAAUGCUUGGCAAGGAAUGAAGGAUCUUCCAGCUAUGAUUAUGAGUUUAGGAACUUAUUGGGAACCAAUUAGUACUAUUAUGUUAGUUUCUGACAAUGGAGAUAACAACUUGAGUAUAUACGAGUCUUAUAAAAAAGCAUGUGGCUCAAAUCCAGUUCAUGAUUUGCAUACACACAAGUAUGACUACUUUGAGAACCAUUUAUUAAAAGUAGCCACAAAAAAUAUAGCACCCUUUACGCAAAAAUAUAUAAUUGGAGCUGUAUUUAAUAACAACACAAUAACAGCAUUCUUUAAUAACCAACCUUAUCAUGGACCACCAUUAUCAUUAAACAUGGUAUAUAAUGCUAUAUUGAAAUCUUUUAAAGGCGAAGAUUAUGGAAUUGAUAUCAUAAACCAUCCAUUGCCAUACCAAAGAGAAGAUAAGCUAUUGAAAUUGACCGGUGGGAGUAAUUUAGGUUAUCAAAUUGCAUUCAAUUGCGGUAUCUCACAAGCAUUUGUAUGUGCAGUAUAUGUUUUAUUUGCUGUCAAAGAACGACAAAGUGGUGCAAAACAUAUGCAACAAAUAGCUGGAAUUAAACCUUUAGCUUACUGGGGUGCUUCUUUAUUGUGGGAUUGGAUAAGUUAUUUAACAAUAAUUUUCUCUAUAAUGGGUCUCCUAUAUUUAUACAAUGAUCCUGGUUACUCCAGUAUUAAACAAAUGGGUUUGGUAUUAAGUCUUUUGGUUGCUUUUUCAUGGGCUACUUUACCACUGAUGGGUUUGUUUUCAUAUAUGUUUACAAAUCCAUCGACAAGUUUUACGAGAAUGUCUGUGUUCAGUGUUUUAACGGGAUCUAUGAUCUUCAUGCUAGUUUUGAUUUUGGACAUGCAACCUCUAAGUUUAAAAGAUCAAGCUGAUGCUAUUGAUUCAAUAAUGAUUUAUUUCCCACAUUAUGCGUUGAGUAGUGGUCUUAGGAAUAUAUAUUUGGCAUAUGAAUACAAUGAUAUUUGUGAUUUCAAUAAAAAUGAUACCUGUAAAGGAUGGGAUGGAGAUAACCUAUCAUGGAAUAGUCCGGGAAUCGGAAGAAAUAUGGUACAUCUAUUCUGGUUGGGUUGUGUUUGUGUCUCGCUUUUAUUGUCGUGCGAGUAUUUAGCGUACUAUGGUAACAAAAUUCAUUGUACAUUAUUAAAACUCUACAGCUAUCUAUGGAAAAAAGCUCUCAAUGAAGAUAAAUUCGAUUUAAAUUAUUACGAGUCAGAUGUGGCACAAGAGAAACAGGUCGUGAGUAAUACAGACCCACGAAAUUUCUGUCUUUACUUAAAAAACGUGUGGAAAAAUUAUGGAAAUAAACAAGCUGUUAAAGGAAUAAAUUUGGCUUUGAAACCCAAUGAAUGUUUUGGUUUAUUAGGAUCUAACGGAGCUGGAAAAACCACUACUUUUCGCAUGCUUACUGGAGAUAUUAAAAAUACAUCCGGUGAUAUUUAUGUUUGCGGUAUUCAUGUUAAUAACAAUCGUGAAAAAAUUCAUGAGGUUGGUGGUUAUUGUCCUCAAUUCAAUGGUCUUAUUGAAGAACUUACAGGUUUUGAGACUCUUUAUUUCUUUUGUCGACUUAGAGGAAUGUCUAAUAAAGAGGCUACUACAAUGUCUUUCCAUUUAGCAUCAAGAUUAGCGUUUAUGCCUUAUCUAAAUAGACAGGCUAAAACAUAUAGUGGUGGUAAUAAGAGAAAACUAAGCACAGCUAUUGCUAUGAUUGGAGAUCCUUCAGUUUUGUUCCUAGACGAGCCAACAUCUGGUAUGGAUCCUGCUGCACGAAAACACUUAUGGGAUACUGUAAGUGAAGAGCGAGAUCGCGGAAAAUGUGUUUUCAUUACUUCACACAGUCUAGAAGAAUGUGAAGCUCUUUGCACUCGUUUAGCCGUGAUGGUAGAUGGCAGAAUUUGUUGUAUAGGAUCAGUGCAACAUUUAAAAAAUAAAUUCUCUGUAGGUUACCAACUACACGUAAAAUUCCAUCCAGACAACUACACUAAAGCCAAAGAAUUUGUAUUGACUUCGUUUUCGGGAGCAACGUUACGAGAAGAAUUUGAAAUCACAGCUUUAUUUCACAUUCCUAAAAAGUAUCCAUGUUCCUAUGCAUUCGCAAAAAUGGAACAAGCAAAGAAAGAAUUGUUAAUUGAUGAUUACUCAAUAACACAAACCAGUCUAGAACAAGUAUUUUUGAAUUUUACUCGAAAUCGCAAUCAAAUAGUAUAGUGAAGUCUAUGGAUAUCCUAAUUUUAUCAAUGUAUGACUAGUAGCUGACUAAGUGCCAUGUCAAUUUUGAAAAUGUUUACUUUCAUUCAAACGUUCAACAUUUACAACAUUAUAAUAAUGUUGUUAUUAUUAUUAUUACUAUUACUGUUUCGUUUUUUCUUGUGUAUGAAGGCUGACUAAUGUAAACUAUUAUUGAAAAAUAGUUUUGUAAUAUAGUAAUAUAUGUGAUAAUUCAAUAUACGUUAAUUAUGUAAGAUAUAAGUUACUGAAUAUAUCUUGACAGCGAAUUUAAGCUUAAAUCGGGACCAAAGCUUAUUUUUAACUUAAGCUCAUUGUAAAGUGCAUAUUUUUGUUUUGUAAGCCAGCAGUUUGCGUAUGAGUUUUAGUUUUAUUCUAAUGCUCAAUGUACAGUUCAUUAGAUGAAUAAGAUUUUUCUAUCUAUAAGUGAUAUAAAAUUAGUAAUUAAGAUGUUUUAUUUAGUUACUAUAUAUCCUAUUUAACUGUAAAAUUACCAUUAUUAUAAUUCUGAGUAUAUUUAAUUUAUUAAGAAUAAUUUUGUUCAUUUCGAAUAAAAAUAUAUCAUACCAAAAUGUACAGAUCU
Messenger RNA from Daktulosphaira vitifoliae (grape phylloxera), 5963 nucleotides. RefSeq names its product phospholipid-transporting ATPase ABCA1-like. Gene Ontology annotation, cellular component: intracellular membrane-bounded organelle; membrane. The record is from RefSeq and is a predicted model, not a curated record. Gene Ontology annotation, biological process: transmembrane transport; lipid transport. Bases 461 to 5362 code for a protein of 1633 amino acids. Lineage: Eukaryota; Metazoa; Arthropoda; Insecta; Hemiptera; Phylloxeridae. Gene Ontology annotation, molecular function: ABC-type transporter activity; lipid carrier activity; ATP binding. The transcript has 25 exons.